Molecule: messenger RNA, 449 nt
Organism: Magnolia sinica
Lineage: Eukaryota; Viridiplantae; Streptophyta; Magnoliopsida; Magnoliales; Magnoliaceae
Exons: 2
Coding region: 5-349 (114 amino acids)
Source: RefSeq, a predicted model, not a curated record
UGAUAUGAGUGUUGAAGGCUUCACAGGGUAUCUGCAUAAGCAAAUGGAGAGGAAUCAGGCCCACCCCUUAAUUCAGCAAAUGAAGGUUGACAAAAAGGAUUGCAGAGUCACAAUUGCAGAAGAAAUGAAGAGUAACAUCUCAUGUUGCAGAGGAAAUGGAAUAUGCCACAUUUGUCUCCACCAAGGGGUUGGAUUGCUAGUGUGUGAAGGUGAAUGCCUGCGCAUGUUUCACUCAAGCUGCAUUGGUUUAGAGGGUUUUCCUGAAAGUGUAUGGUUCUGCUCAUCUUGUGCAUGUGGAUUAUGCGGCGGGGGUGAACACAAUAAUGAUGGUGAUCAGUUUGUGGAGUGAACACUUGUGUAUUGUGAUCAAUGCGAACGUAGAUGUGGGUUCUUCUCUCAUCUUCUUUUUUCCUAUAUGUGUUGAAUGGAAAAUUGAAAUCUCCAAAACU